Messenger RNA from Lolium perenne, 1847 nucleotides. The record is from RefSeq and is a predicted model, not a curated record. NCBI's taxonomy places the organism in Eukaryota, Viridiplantae, Streptophyta, Magnoliopsida, Poales, Poaceae.
GUCCCAAGUCCAGAGACGAUCACGAGUCAUAGGCAUCGCAACGCGAAUCUCAAAGCCACCUCCCUUAUCUUUUCCCCAUCGUCACGACCUCACCACUCUCCCUCCCCCACCUGUCGUCAACUGCUCCGUCCCGGCGGCUGUCGUUGCUCGCCGCACCGCCGACGCGGCAUCGCCGCCGGCCGGCCAGCCCGCUCCCCCACGGCCUCUAGCGCGCCCCGCGUCACCGCAAGCUUCUUCCCUGAUGACACUGGCGAUCUCGAUCUGCUUCUCUGCCGGUACGCGCCACCGGGGGCUGCGCCUGCGCGCUUCCCCUUCCGCGUGAUUACAGAGGCGGACGGCCUCCGUGCUCCACGCCUCCUCCUCCCACUCUACCCACCGAUGUCCGUCGCCUCCUGCCUAGCCCCUCCCCCACCGCGGCUCCCGCGUGGUAGGGCUGGGCCCUCCACCCCUCCCCCCUCCCAGCUCGGAUUCGGGCCUAGCAGCAGGGCUGCUCCCGCCAAGGGACGGAGGCUGGUUCACAUCUCGUGCUUCAGGCAGGAGCAGGAUGGGUCAGCGGCAUCUGAUGAUGGCACCGGCUUCAAGUACAUUGGGCGGGUGGAGAUGCCUGGGGACAAGGAGGUGAAGGGGGGAGAGGGUGGGAGCUCCAACGAGGAAGAGCAGAGUUAUGAAAGUAGAGAUCUGUUCGUUAUUUUGCUCAAGAUAAAGGAAAAUCUACAGGAAAGGGUAUCCAGAUUUUGGAAUGAACGCUGGAUGGUACCUUGGACUGGACAAACUAUUGCCCAGGUCAUGUUUUUGUGGAUUGCCACAUUUUGGCUCGUGGGUUCGUGGAUAGUGCCAUUCUUGGCUCAUGCUGCUGGCUUUAGCAAGGAAACAUUGACGCACAGGGGGCAAGCAUUAUAUAGCCUUGUGACGGACAUAACUGAAGGCCUUGCUGGGAUUGCUAUCAUUCACCAGUGCCUUGGUAGAUUCCGUCCCCUUCCUCCAGGUUGGUUUGAGUUCAAAUUGAAGGGCAGAUGGCAUUGGGAUGUAGCGUUGGGAUGUCUGCUAUUCCCAUUGGUUAAUUUGCUUUCUCACAUCAACAUCAGCCUAGUUCAUAUGUCGUCAGGGCCAGUCGUCGGGGUAUCCAGUGUAGAGCAAUCCAUUGUUGCCCGUGACCCAGUGGCGAUGGCCUUGUAUGCUGUGGUAGUCACUGUGUGUGCACCUAUAUGGGAAGAGAUUGUGUUCCGUGGUUUCCUUCUCCCGUCUCUAACACGAUACAUGCCUCUUCCAAUGUCGAUCCUGGUAAGUGCCGCAGCAUUUGCGCUGGCGCACUUCAACGUUCAAAGGGUAUUGCCGUUGAUAUUUCUUGGUGUUGUGAUGGGAGGUGUCUUUGCCAGGUCACGCAACCUAUUGGCAUCGAUGGUGCUUCAUAGCCUUUGGAACGGUUUUGUAUUCUUGGAUCUGAUGAAGUGAGCUAUGCAGAUAUUAUUGUUGUCCAGCUUUUGAUACUCCUGUGGGGUUUCCUCGGACCUUUGUUUUUUCAUUUUGCGUGGAGAAUAUAGAAGCUAACCCAGGUUGUGGUCAAGAUGGUUUGUGUGGAAGAAAUCACGCAGGCAACAGAGGAAGGAAAGUGCAAUCCCGCAUGCUUAAUGGAGAAUAGACAACAGAAGACAGCCUUCUGAAGAUCUUUGUGCAGGUGCGAUACCGUGAUAGGAUAGCCAUAGGACUUGUACACAGAAGCAUCUUUCUUACUAGUGUAAAUUAUAUGCGUGAGAAUAACCGCCUCAUCGUGUAUAGAAUUCCCCAUUCAUAUUGAGUUGUGCAAUUUUUUUACUUGAUUAUGUUAGAAAUAUAGAUUCCUUGGUACA